AUGCGUAACUACUAUGUUGUUUUUGCAUCAAGUUCACCCGAUGGCAUUCAGGAGCGAACAGUACAUGAACUAGUUGAAUGGCACAAAUCAACGGGCACACCAGUAUCAGCCAGCAGCCAUGCGAAGCUAGUCAAAGGAAUUGUUCGGCAGCCUUGGCUUCUUACCCACGAUGAAAUCCAGUUGCAGAAGAAACUUGGUGAAGGAGCUUUUGGCGAGGUCUAUUUGGCCCAAUAUAUACAAGCGAAACAAGUAGUUAGUGUGGCGGUGAAAACGAUGCGCGAAGAGGCAUCACGGCAGGCACGUUUGAAAUUCAUGAAAGAAGCUCGAAUUAUGCGUAAAUUUGAGCACCCAAACGUGAUCAAGAUUAUGGGUAUCGUUGUUUUCGAGAAUCCGAUAAUGAUCGUCAUGGAACUCUGCCCAGCAGUUCUUUCAGGAGGUUCAGUGCUUGGUUAUUUAAGAAAGAAUGUGCCGGUUAAUUUGGAAACAAAAUUGCGUUUUGCAACGGAGGCCAGCGCAGGACUUGCAUAUUUAGAAUCGAAACAUUGCUUACAUAGGCGAGCCUUGUCCCUGUUUCAAUUAAUUAAUUAUGUUCCUAGUACCAAUUCGAACUUGAUGUUGGAGCAAUUCUGGGAUAGUCAACCGAAGGCAAAACGGCUUUGCAAAUUUAACAAAUUUUGCUUCUUUAGAGACAUAGCGGCACGGAAUUGCUUACUAUCGGAGAAGUUACAAGUGAAAAUCAGCGAUUUUGGGAUGUCUGAUGAGCGACGAUUUAUUCACGACGAAAAACUUGAGAAAGUACCAAUGAAAUGGCUCGCUCCAGAAACAAUGCAGCAACGAAUUUUCUCGUCCAAGACCGAUGUAUGGUCCUAUGGCGUCUUGGUGUGGGAAGUCUAUGCUGACGGUAAAGAACCUUAUCCGGGCUUGUCAAAUAUUCAAACACGAGCUAAAAUUGUGGUCCAGAAUUAUCGCAUGGAAAUGCCAAAGACAGCGCCUACAGAAGUUUCAAGACUAGUUUAUGACUGCUGGAAAACGGAACCCACCGAAAGGCCAACUUUUGCGGAAAUCUACGAUCAGUUGAAGGCACUUAAGAAGAAGAAAUAA
Gongylonema pulchrum is the source of this 1101-nucleotide messenger RNA. The record is from the annotation of a GenBank genome assembly. Lineage: Eukaryota; Metazoa; Nematoda; Chromadorea; Rhabditida; Gongylonematidae.